Anas platyrhynchos (mallard) is the source of this 384-nucleotide messenger RNA. RefSeq names its product feather keratin Cos1-2. NCBI's taxonomy places the organism in Eukaryota, Metazoa, Chordata, Aves, Anseriformes, Anatidae. Gene Ontology annotation, cellular component: intermediate filament. The record is from RefSeq and is a predicted model, not a curated record. Gene Ontology annotation, molecular function: structural constituent of cytoskeleton.
AUGUCUCUGGACAUGGGGCAGCUAAGGUCCACUAUAAAAGCCAGCCCAGCCCCGUGCUCCCUCAUCCACUUCUCUGGCCUUCUCCUCCUUGGGAACCAGGUGAACCUCCUGCCCCCAGACAUGUCCUGCUACGACCAGUGCCAGCCCUGCCUGCCGUGCCAGCCCUGUGGCCCAACUCCACUGGCCAGCAGCUGCAAUGAGCCCUGCGUCAGGCAGUGCCAGAACUCCACCAUCGUCAUCCAGCCCUCUCCUGUGGUGGUGACCCUGCCCGGCCCCAUCCUCAGCUCCUUCCCACAGAACACCGUUGUGGGAUCCUCCACCUCUGCUGCCGUUGGCAGCAUCCUCAGCUGUGACGGAUGUCCCCAUCAACUCCGGGUGCUGUGA